AUGUCCUCCUUCGUACAAGUACCAGAAUUCGCGACGUACCAAGAAUACAUCAACGAGAUCAACAAAAUCUUCGCGCAAAUUACGAACGCAGACGACAUGUCAGAUGAUCUCUCAAGACAAGUCAUCAUGCUCAUCUCGUUGUCUCAAGGCGCAAAACAAAAAGCGGGAAACGAGAACAAAGACAAAAAGGAGAUGGACGACAUCAUGGCAAUGAUUGGAUCACUUCAAAUCAAGUCGACCCAGAAUCCGAAGUAA
This is a messenger RNA of Caenorhabditis remanei, 255 nucleotides long. RefSeq lists its product as uncharacterized. The coding region runs from base 1 to 255 and encodes 84 amino acids. The transcript is spliced from 3 exons. The record is from RefSeq and is a predicted model, not a curated record. Lineage: Eukaryota; Metazoa; Nematoda; Chromadorea; Rhabditida; Rhabditidae.